Molecule: messenger RNA, 3170 nt
Organism: Vespa velutina
Lineage: Eukaryota; Metazoa; Arthropoda; Insecta; Hymenoptera; Vespidae
Exons: 3
Coding region: 1802-3004 (400 amino acids)
Source: RefSeq, a predicted model, not a curated record
UGCGUCUUUAACGCGUAAGCUGCGUCAAGGCAACGUUAUCACGGCAUAUUUAACUUUAUUUUAUUUUCUACGGUAUAUAUAUAUAUAUAUAUAUACACGCAUAGAUAAUAGAAGUGAAUUAUUUAUAAUAUUUGUGAAAAUAUUAUUUAUAAAUGAAUUUUAAUAUCAAAUUUAUUAUUAAUUGCCACGAAAUAAAUAAAUUUUUGUUGAUUAUAUCGUCAAAUUUUUAAUCGAGUAUAAAUAUAUUUGUCACUGACAUUUUAUGGAUGAUUUCAUUUAUUCGCGCCGAACUAUGACGUCAGAAGACAACCUUCCAAUCUGAUUGGCUAUCCAAAGAACAUCCUUAUAACUGCCAACAACAGCUAUAACUACAACUUUAACAAGAACAACUAUAACAACAACCACAACAACAACAACAACAACAACAACAACGAUAAUAAUAACAACAAUUACAACAAUUGACAACGUCAUACGUGUUUAAUCCAAUCGAAUAAUGUACUGCGUGCGAUCGUUACGUACUGCACAACGUAUACGGCAAUGUAUCUUCUCACGAGCGAACAUCUGAUCGUGCGUCGCGUAUUCGGUUACAUAUGCAUGCAUGUAUGUAUGUAUGUAUGUAUGAUGAUGUAUGUAUGUGAUAUAAGUAUGUUGUAUGUAUAUACCUAUCUAUCUCUACGUAAGUACGUAUAUAUGUAUGUAAUGUAUGACGUAUAAUGAGAUCGUUCAAAGAUUUAUUCUUUUCUUUUUUUUUUUUUUUUUUCUUUCUUUUCUUUCUUUCUUUCUUUCUCACUUCUUCUUUUUUUUUUUCAUUUUCUGCACGUUUAUCAUGUUGACGUCGAGCUUUAGUAACGAUAAGAGGAAAGAGUAACGGUAGCGAGACGACGCGUCGUUAACGAUGACGACGUCGCCGUCGUCGUCGUCGUCGUCGUUGUCGUCGUUGUCGACAAUGACGACGACGUUGUCAGUUUCGACGUCAAUAUUGUAACUAAUAUAUUGAAAUGAGAAUAUAAUAUGUCGGUGAUGGUUUUAGUAUAGUAUAAGCUAUAGAAAGUUAAUAAUCAUUGUUUAAUAUAUCAUUGUUAAUUCGAUAAAUACGUAGAUAAACGAAUUGUUUGUUUCACAGUAUGACUCGCGAUACUUUUUGUUAAUUUGUUAUUUAGAUACUUUUGUUAAACGGUCGAAGAGUUUCGUAUUCGUUCAUUGUAUAUAUAUAUAUAUAUAUAUAUAUAUAUAUAUAUACACCACAGUCGGGAGAAUUUUUAAAAACGAUUUCUCGUACAAUACGAAAGGUUCAAUUUUAUUUCAUUCCGGGAUUUUAUAUCAUCUACGACAAUAUUAUUCGACGUUCGCCGUUUUGAUUGAAUCGUUCGAUCGAUGUAAGUAUAUAUCGCCAUUAACGAUAGCGGAACGGAAUGUUAUGUCCUUGAUUUGAUUAGAAUUUAGAAAGCCUUUUAUUUUGUUUAUACGUAUUUAGAUCUAAAAGGUAUUAUAUAUUACUCGUGAAUUUCUUCUGUUAUAAUAAUAAAUAAUAAAAGAAUCGUAGUUUAAUCGUAGAUAUUAAUCACAAUUAUUUUCUCAUGUAUAAUCUAUUAAGUUAAUUUAUAUACUAAUCGUAAAUAAACAAUUUAUUUUGUAUCUAUGGCACAGAACGCUUAAUUUCAAGUAUGCACAAUUAAUGAUAUAAUAAAUAUGUGAAAAAAAAAAAAUAAUAAUAAUAAUAAUAUUUGCAUGAUGUUCUCGAUAAUCACUUGGGCUGGCUUAAAAAUAUCUGCACAUAUAUUAUCUUCUCUCAUCAAAAGAGAUGAUAUGUCAAAGUUUUUUUAAAUUGAUAAAUAUAUAUGUACACAUACACGUACAUACACACACGCGCACACACAUACAUACACAUAUAUGUAAUAUUAUAAUAUGUAUAUGUAUGCGUAUGUAUGUGUAUGUAUAUGUAUAUGUAUAUGUAUAUAUAAAUAUAUGUAUAUAUCUUUGUUCCUUUCUCUGUGUCCUUAUAUACAGUGAAAUCAACGGUGCAAAACUGGUUACUAUUUCGGCUCUCGAAAACAUCAAAAUGCCAUUAUAUUCGAGAUCGAACAAUUGUGCCUCGAAGCUAGUGAUCGUUCUACAGUUCACAGCUUGGAUCUCAGUUGGCAUAGUUCUUCUUCAAAAAGGCGUAACCUCCUUGCGAAGUCAGUCCACAAUAGAAACAAAAGGCGAUACACAGGAAAGAAAUGAUGCGACGAUCAGAUACUUAAAUGAUAAAACAAAGAGAACGGCGGAUAAAGAUGAUAUUUUUAAUGAUAUUACGAAAUAUAAAAAAGAUUUAACCGUCAAUUUGAAAUUAUAUCAGGAAAGGGAAAACGAUAUGUCGGAAAGACAUUGGAACCGACGUUCGAGUGCGACGAAUGAACGUAAUCACGUUGAAAAUAAUGUUAUUGAAGAUAUUAAUGAUGGGCAUUCAAUAACAAAGAAAUUGAACGAACUAAAGGAAGAGAAGAAAGAAGAAGAAGAAGAAGAAGAAGAAAAAAAAGAUAAAGAAGAAAGAGAAAGAAAGAAGAACGAUUUGAUUAAUUUAAGUGAAACGAGCACGCAACGUGACGUCUAUGAUUCGUCAUAUCAGUCGAAUAAAACCGAAGAUUACGAUAAUACCGUCCUCGAUCCUGCUAAAACGUUAAGUUCAACUGCAACGACUAAUUGGGGAAAGGAAAAAAAAAUACGUAGCCGUGCAAAUGCCGGCGGUGCUGCGGCCGCCAUUGCUAUGGUCGCCGUUGGUGCAGCUAUGCUCGUAGUUGGACCUAUGGUCAUUGUUUUACGUGCUCUUGAUAAAAGACGACAAGAAAGAAGAUAUUUAAAAUCAUUGAGGUGGGACGAUCAACCGCCUACUUACGAGCAAGCGACAUUAAUGAAUGAAGUUCCGAGAUAUUCAACCUUAAGUUUAAAUACCGUCCAUAAUUCCCGCGGUCCUUCCACAUCCUCCUCGCGGCCUACCGCAACUUCCUUCGAAAGAUCUCCUUAGGUUAAUUUAUUUUUAUAUUUUAUUGAUACAUACGCGUGAUUAUUUUGUUGGCGUACGAAUUGAGAUCUUUUUGUUUUCUUUUUUUUUUUUUUAUUAUGUUUCUUCCUUAUUUGUUUUUCUCUUUCUUUCUCUCUCUCUCUUUUUUUUUUUUUUUUUUUUUUUUUUU